Molecule: messenger RNA, 922 nt
Organism: Chaetura pelagica (chimney swift)
Lineage: Eukaryota; Metazoa; Chordata; Aves; Apodiformes; Apodidae
Exons: 8
Coding region: 113-922 (269 amino acids)
Source: RefSeq, a predicted model, not a curated record
UCCUGGGUGUGAUGGUGUGCACGAGAGGCAGCCGUGGGGAUUAAGCUGGCUGAUAACAAGCAUUUGUACUUACCAGUCUGGUUAACUUCAGAUCAGCCUUCUAAAAAUUUCCAUGGAAACAAGGGAAGUUUUGGCUCACUAUAUUCAAGAGUUUUAUGAAGUGACACUGCUAAAUUCCCAGAAAAGCUAUGAGCAAAAAAUAGAAGAGGCAAAUCAAGUUGCAGAGAAAUGGGAGAAGACAACAUCUGCCACAGAUGAUGAAAAACUGCAGAAAAACCAAGAGUCUGCUGCUUCCAAUGGAUCAGAAGGAUCUAGACAAUGUGGUGAACCCAAGAAGGAGAACCAGACUUUUGAUAGCUAUGUGGUGGACAUGAAGACAAAGAAAGGCCAAGAGGAAGAAAAUCCCACAGGUAGAGGCCUUCAGCUGGGACCUUUUCCUGAAAUGGAAUGGACUAAUUCACAGGGUUAUAUCAUUGUUGUUACAAGCUUCCUUCUGGAUCCUGGACAAUCUGCGUAUCUCCUGUUUCAUGUUGCCCCUCUGUGGAUUGAAGAGUUACAGCACCUCACACCCUACUUAGUGUCCAGGAAAUAUCGUUAUCAAGAUGAGGACGCUCCACAUGAUCAUACUUUGCCUCGAUUAACCCAUGAAGUGAGAGGCCCAGAGCUUGUUCAUGUGUCAGAGAAGAACUUGUCUCAAAUAGAGAAUGUCCAUGGAUAUGUCUUACAGUCUCACAUCUCUCCUUUGAAGCAAUUAACUAAGCAGCAAACAAGGCAGAUGGGCUUUGCUCCUUUUGGUGCUCAAACCCUGUGCAAUGGGCAUCGCUUGCCUAGCAGAGCGAUUGCAGUGUGGUUACCAGUGAAAACAGCUUUCCAGGUUGCUUACCUAACUUCUAUUGCAGAAGCCAACAGCAUCAAGCAGUGA